AUGUCGGAAACCACAUCCGCCGGUCCAUCCUCAGCGUCGAACUCAGCAGCUAUUGAAUCAUACAAAACUCUGGUAGACGACUACGUCAAAAAUGGCCUCAACUUGUCACCCGGUGCGAAAAUAGGGAUCGGCGUAGGGGCGGGGAUUGUUGGGCUUGUAAUUAUUGGGAUGAUCAUCUUCAUCGCAAUACGUCUGCGCCGGUCGCGGUCAAACAAAUCGGGCGAAUCUAACACUGAAGGGGAAGGCGGGAGCGAGACCAGCCUUACGGAGGAGCAAAAGGCGGCCGAAGCGAGGAGGAUGCGAGCAUUGGACAAUAUGUGA
Molecule: messenger RNA, 321 nt
Organism: Orbilia oligospora ATCC 24927
Lineage: Eukaryota; Fungi; Ascomycota; Orbiliomycetes; Orbiliales; Orbiliaceae
Exons: 1
Coding region: 1-321 (106 amino acids)
Source: RefSeq, a predicted model, not a curated record